Messenger RNA from Cucumis sativus (cucumber), 2967 nucleotides. RefSeq lists its product as uncharacterized. The coding region runs from base 457 to 2880 and encodes 807 amino acids. Lineage: Eukaryota; Viridiplantae; Streptophyta; Magnoliopsida; Cucurbitales; Cucurbitaceae. The record is from RefSeq and is a predicted model, not a curated record. The transcript is spliced from 4 exons.
GAUUAUUACAACUCAUCACUCUCACUGUAUUUAAAUUUCUGACUUCUGAGUUCAUAUCAGGAAACAUGUUUUACAACAAAUCACUUCUGUUUUGCUCUUUAAAAUACUUUGUUUAAACCCUUUCGAAAUCAAAUCGCCACGGAUAAUCUUCAGGUUUCGUGAAGAAGAAGGGUUCUUCUGUCUAGAUUUGACCCUCCUGCUACUUGGUUUUUGUUUCUUUUUUAAAAAAAACAGAGUUACUGUUUUAGCACUCUGCAGAAACACGUAUGGAAAAAACCAAGUGUCCCCCAUUUAUGACAACUAUGAUCUUCCAUUGAUUUUCUUGUCUUACAGAAAAAAAUAAAAUUAAAUAUAAACAAAACCCAUUUAAUUGAAAAUUAAAUUUGAGCUCCAAAUUUUGGACUUCUUUUCUCUCUCUGUUAUGAAUCCUCUCCGUUUUAAGCUGCCACGAAGUCAAUGCACCGACUUCUCUGUUUCUAUUUCGUUCAGUGUUCAGUUUCUUCACAUGGGGUUUGGUAUUUCUCUACAAAUUCUGUGUGUCUUUUCUCUUUGUUGUUUGGAUUUUCAUUUUUCCACCUAUUUCUUUUCUGGGUUUGUUUAAUGAAGAUAUCCAAAAUGAAUUCUCGGAAACUAGAACAAAAGAUUAGAGCCCAUAGGACAAGUAGGAAUUCAAGUAAGGGUUUAGUAUCUGAUUUAGAGAAAGAGGAGCUGAUCUCUAAAAAAAUGAGAGAGAGAAUUCAUGGCCAAUCUUCUAUUCCAUUCAUGGAGGUUUGUCAGGGAGCUGAGAAGUUGAAUCAUAUGGUUGGUUCAUGGUCUAAGGGGAUGAGAUCUGAGAGCAAAACUGAGAAGAUUGCUGAGGAUUUGUUGGAAGAAACUUCAAGUUUAAGAGAUUCACUGAUUAUGUUGGCUAAGUUGCAAGAAGCUUCGAAUAAGUCGAUUCGGUUGAAGAGGACAUAUCCAAGAAGUUUUUCUUCUCAUCUUGAAGAUGAGUGUUUUCCAGUUGAGGUUCAAAGAUCAAAGCUUUCUACACAUGGUUCUUCCAGAACUGGUGCUGAUGAGGUUAAGAAGAUGAUUGGAAACAGCCCAGUGAAGCGAGAUUCAGUGCGUAAUGUUACAGUUGGUGAACAUAAAUCUUGUUUUUGUGAUAUAAAUUCCAACUUGGAUUCGGAAAUUUCGUUGACUAGUUCCAGCCAAUCUUCAAUGAUUGAUGAUAAUGUCAACUGUUCUCAUGGUACAACAUCUCAACAGAAUUUGAAACGUAAUAACUUGAUUGCUAAGCUUAUGGGGCUUGAAGAAAUUCCAUCAAGAUCAAUGCAAAUUACUCAGAAGAAAGAGUUUGAAUUAAAAAAAGUCUGUGGUUACAAAGCAUCUCUCUUUGGCGUCGAUGCAACGUUGAAUAUGCCGAAGUCUAAAUCUGUCAUCAACAAGGAGGAUCAUCGAAAAGGAACCUUGAGAGAAAUACUUGAAAAAAUGCCUGUCAACAGGCUUAGAGAGAGUGAUUCUGAUAUAGAGUUUAAGAUUCAUUGCUCAAAUUCCUACAAUAAUGGUUCCAAACAGAGGUUGAAAGACGGACUGCCAAUUGUAUUGAUAAAACACAAGCCUCUUCCAUCUGAGAAAUUUGAGGAACACCGACAUGUCUCCUCAAAAGAUGAUGCUUUUGACCAAAAAACUAGGCUAAGAAGUACGAAAAAGAAAGAACUUUGGUCGGUUGAAGAUUUUGAUUUCCAUGGUGGAAUUGUGAGUUCAGAUAAAUUGCACAGCAAACAAAAGGGAGAAGGGACUCCAGUCAAACAGAUUGCAGAGAAGUUGAAAAUAUCCAAUCCAAUGCCUGAUAUGCGCCAUGAGAAAGAACCAAUUGAUAGGAAAGUUCUUACAUCAAAGAAACUGACUAAACCAGUGGAAAAAGAAUUUCCAAAAGAAAAAGUGGUGUCAAGACCAAAACAUCAAGAAAAAGUGACAUCCACUAAUCCAAGGAAGAACAGAACUCACAAACAACGUAGCUCCAUUCAAGAUUCUGUGCCAGGACAAGCAGUGAGAGCGAUAUCUAACAAUCGCGACUGUCAGAAAAAGGAGGAACUAGUACUUCCCCAUUCAGAAGUUAAUUCAUUUACUCACAUGGUUGAAGUCAAGAAAGAUGAUGAGAUUACUGAUACGAAUGAAAGUGUUGAUCUUCAGAUAAAUCGAAACACUACUACCCUUAUGGCUUUAAUUACUAUGGAGAACGAAAUGGACAAAUGUGAUACAAAGAUUAUAGGCUGCCAUGAGAACCCAAACUCUCUGUCGCCAUUGAGCCCCAAACUCGAUAUCAAUACAAGUACUGUUGAAGAAAUUGAUCACAAUGGUCAUACUGAAGCAGAUACCAAAAGCUGCAAUCAAGGGACCAAUCUGAAAGCAUUACUUUUGAAAAGUUCAUCAUUCCUCUGUCAUGCAGAGGAGCUUUUUGAUCUCCAUCUAAAUGGUAGAACAAUGCCGCAGGCAGCAUCUCGCUGCAAUGAUCCUGAAUCCCUGAAUACGAAACUUUUUGUAGAUUGUGCAAUAGAACUUGUCGACCGUAAAGGCCAUUAUAACUUACCAGUAGGCAAUUCUUUAGUACUAGGAGAUAAGAGCAAUACAAAGAUAGAGAUUUCCAUAGAAAAACUUGUUGAAGAAGUGAACGACGACAUCGAAACUCUAACGAGUUACCAAACAAUAUGUGGCAAUAAUCUUAUUGUAGAUACUCUAUAUGCAGUGUUGAGUAGAGACCUAUGGUGCAAAGAAGUGAUGAAUGGAAUGUGGGCUAUUGGUUGGAAGAAUGAAUUUUCAAGCAGUGAAAGUGAGGAAGUUGUAAAUGAUAUAGAAAUGAUGAUUUUGAGUGGACUGAUUGAAGAGUCCUUUACAUAACAUCAGAAAAUUGUAUCUUCUGUAUUGUAUAUACAAGAGGAAAAAAAAACUUUCAAUUACUACACCUAUAAUCUUUAUUCCAAUGCA